AUGCCUGAGUUGGUGACCUUUGAGGAUGUGGCUGUGAACUUCAGCAAUGAGGAGUGGACUUUGCUGAGUCCAUCCCAAAAGAAGCUCUACAGAGAUGUGAUGGGUGAAACCUUUAGGAACAUGACUAUGAUAGGUGGACUCGGGGAUAUCCAGGAAGCUGAAAAAGAAGGCAAAAUUUACUGGAGUUACUUAAGAAAGCUAGGGAAAUCCUAUGGACAUACAUCUUGGAAUCAGUGUAAAGAAGUCUUCCUUGGUACUGAAGAAGGUAAUGUGAAUGUGAAAGAAACAGAAACACAUGACAAUGUUCAGAUUCAUGAAAAAUAUUGCAGUGGAGGGAAGCCCUAUGUAUGCAAGCAAUGCGGGAAAGGUUUUACCACACAUGGAAUUUGUAAGAAAUAUGAAAGAAUUCACAGAGGAAAGAGACCCUACAUAUGUGAUCAGUGUGGGAAAGCUUUUACAGCACGUACAUAUUGUCAAGUACAUGAAAGACUUCACUCUGGAGAAAAACAUUAUGAAUGUAAGCACUGUGAGAAAGCUUUCAGCACAUGUACUUAUUGUGUAAUCCAUGAAAAAAUUCACACUGGGCAAAAAUCGCAUAUAUGUAAGAAAUGUGGGAAAGCUUUUAGCAGGAAAAUUCAUUUUCAAAUACAUGAAAAUGUUCACACUGGAGAGAAACCCUAUGUGUGUAAGCAAUGUGGAAAAGGUUUCACCCAAGUUGGACAUUGUAAGGAACAUGAAAGAAUUCACACUGGAGAGAAACCUUAUGUAUGUAAGCAAUGUGGGAAAGCUUUUAAAACACAGGGAGAUUGUAAGAUACAUGAAAGAAUUCACACUGGAGAGAAACCAUAUGUAUGUAAGCAAUGUGGGAAAGCUUUUAAAACACAGGGAGAUUGUAAGAAACAUGAAAGAAUUCACACUGGAGAGAAACCAUAUGUAUGUAAGCAAUGUGGGAAAGCUUUUAACAGACGGGAAGGUUGUAAGAGACAUGAAAGAAUUCACACUGGAGAGAAACCAUAUGUAUGUAAGCAAUGUGGGAAAGCUUUUACCACUCAUGCAAAUUGUAACGAGCACGAAAGAAUUCACACAGGAGAGAAACGAUAUGUGUGUAAGCAAUGUGGGAAAGCUUUUAAAACACGUGCAUAUUUUAAGGUUCAUGAAAGAAUUCACACUGGAAAGAAACCAUAUGUAUGUAAGCAAUGUGGGAAAGCUUUUAAAUCACAGGGAUAUUGUAAGAAACAUGAAAGAAUUCACACUGGAGAGAAACCAUAUGUAUGUAAGCAAUGUGGGAAAGCUUUUAACAGACGGGAAGGUUGUAAGAGACAUGAAAGAAUUCACACUGGAGAGAAACCAUAUGUAUGUAAGCAAUGUGGGAAAGCUUUUACCACUCAUGCAAAUUGUAACGAACACGAAAGAAUUCACACAGGAGAGAAACCAUAUGUGUGUAAGCAAUGUGGGAAAGCUUUUAAAACACGUGCAUAUUUUAAGGUUCAUGAAAGAAUUCACACUGGAGAGAAACCCUAUGUAUGUAAGCAAUGUGGGAAAGCUUUUAGCACAUGGGGAGAUUGUAAGAAACAUGAAAGAAUUCACACUGGAGACAAACUCUUAUGUAUGUAAAUAAUGUGGGAAAGCUUUUAAAAUGUAGUGAGAUUGUAAGAAACAUGAAAGAAUUCACAAUGGAGAGAAACCCUAUGUAUAUAAGCAAUAUGGGAAAGGUUUUACCAACUCUGGACAUUGUAAGCAACAUGAAAGAAUUCACACUGGAGAGAAACCAUAUGUAUGUAAGCAAUGUGGGAAAGUUUUUACCCAACAUGGACAUUGUAAGCAACAUGAAAGUUCACACUCAAGAUAAAACCAGUGUAUAUAAGAAUCAUGAGAAUGGUUUGAGCACACGUAUAUAUUGCAUAAUGUAAGAAAAUCUUCACACUGGGCAGAAAACUUAUAUAUGUAAGGAAUGUGGGGUAGGUUUCAGCAGAAAUGCUCAUCGUGCAAUACAUUAUAAAAUUUAGACUGUUGAGAAACCAUGUGUACAUGAAGAAUGUGGGAAAGCUUUCACCAAACAUGGAUAUUGUAAAAUACAUCCAUGACUUCACAUUGGUGAGAAACCCUAUUUAUAUAACAAUGUGGCAAAGCUUUUACCACAUACAGUCACUGUAAAACACAUGAAAGAAUUCACACUGGGAAAAACCACUGGCUAUGUAAGCAAGUGGAGACACUUUCAGCAGCCAGAUUAUAAGUGAAAUACAUGAAAAAACUCACACAAGAGAUAAAUCUUAUGUGUUACGGGAAUACUCUCAGCAUACUUGAUCAUUGUUACAUAUCUGAAAGAGCUCACUGGGCAGAGAUCCUAUGUGGAUUAACAAUGUGAGAAAUAUGGCAAUCCAUGUUUCUUGUUAAAUCCAUAGAAAAAGUGUCACUGUUCAGACAGUUUAGAUCUAAAUUUACUUUAAAAAUCACAGGGAGACCUGAAGAAAUAAUCAAUACAGAAGUUAGAUGUCAAUAUAUCUUCACAAAUAUUCCAGAAAUGACAAACCUGAGGUGGAGCUCUCCUUAGGUGCACAUGUUGUAUGGUUUUCAGUUAAUCACUUGUACCUCUCUAGAUUUUUUAAAGUGUCUUUGUGUUUCAACAUGGCAUCUUUAAUUAAACAUGCUAAAUUGAAAUGGGCUUUUCACUUUCAAGUAUGGAUAGUGUCUAUGUACUUAAUAUUUUUCUGUAAAACUUAAAUUUUAUAUUUUUUGGUGAAUUGUAAUGUUGUUUAUUUAAAGAGAAAAAAGAAAACGUGUAGAAAUAAUACAGAAUUUCAGAAAAAUAAACCAUAAGAAAUCACUA
Messenger RNA from Cavia porcellus (domestic guinea pig), 2827 nucleotides. Its product is annotated as zinc finger protein 709-like. Gene Ontology annotation, biological process: regulation of transcription by RNA polymerase II. The transcript is spliced from 4 exons. Gene Ontology annotation, molecular function: RNA polymerase II cis-regulatory region sequence-specific DNA binding; DNA-binding transcription factor activity, RNA polymerase II-specific. The record is from RefSeq and is a predicted model, not a curated record. Gene Ontology annotation, cellular component: transcription regulator complex; chromatin; PcG protein complex. Lineage: Eukaryota; Metazoa; Chordata; Mammalia; Rodentia; Caviidae. Bases 1 to 1614 code for a protein of 537 amino acids.